AGCUGAGGGCUCUGUGAGUCCCUUUUUUCUUGUUGUGUUUCUGUUACUCAUCGCCAUCUUGUUGCAACCCUUUUCUUGUCUGGAGGAUCCGUGGGGGGGAACCUGGGUUGGAUUUUUUUUCCAUUGCAUUUCAUUUAUUCAGUCAUAUUUCCCCCGACACAGGGAGGGUGAGGAGAUCCGCGCAGCCAUCCUCCGCUUCUGGAUCUUUUUAUUUUGACGGACUGGGGGGAGAUACAAUUAAAGCGGAAGAUUUUAGGGGAUCACUGUGGAAGCUGCUGAGAAAUGAGCCUGGAGACACUGUUGCAAGCAGCCCUGUUCCUGGAAUGGCAAUCCCAGCAGCAACAGCAGAGAACACGUGAGGAAAAUGAUAAGAUUUUGGUGGAACAAGAGGAAGAAGAGGAGGAGGAAGAAGAUGAAGAGGAAGACAAUAAAAGUGUAUCAAGAAAUGAAGAGCAUAUAAACCAGCUCCCGCCUGAUCCUGUAUCCCCCCCAGCACCUGCACCACCACCUCCACCACCACUUCCCCCAUCUGCCCCUGUAACUGUCAUCCCCCUACCUGUAGUAACCAGCACUCCUCAGCCAGUAGUCCAAACAUCAGUGUCACCUCCUGUUGUACAGCGUCAUGCGCCUGUUGUUAGCCCUCCUGUCCUCAACAAGGAAGUGUCCCUACCACCUGUAAUUCAGCGGCCACCGGGCACAGUGCUCCCUGAAAUCAAAACCACCCCUCUGAGCAUGGGAAGCCCCAAGCCAUUACACCAUUACCAAGCUCCUGUACUGGCCAUUGCACAUCAUCCCCUUAUGCAACAGCAACAACAGCAGCCUAUACAGCCUCAGCCUACAGCUCUACAGACUCCACAACCGCCUCAUCCUCAACCCCUGGGUGCCCUCAGACUUCCAAUAACAGAUGAUGGAAGGCCCAAUGAGCAGCGGCGGAGGCCUGGAGGGGCAGGCACCCGGGAAGUCCAUAAUAAACUGGAGAAGAACAGACGAGCACACCUAAAAGAAUGCUUUGAGACACUAAAGAGAAACAUCCCUAAUGUAGAUGACAAAAAGACCUCCAACCUCAGUGUAUUAAGGAGUGCCCUGCGAUAUAUUCAGAGUUUGAAGAGGAAAGAGAAAGAAUAUGAGCAUGAAAUGGAGCGCUUAGCAAGGGAGAAGAUUGCUACACAACAACGGCUGGCAGAUCUGAAGAAUGAGCUCAGCCAGUGGAUGGACAUCAUGGAGAUUGAUCGAAUUGUUCGUCAGACAGUUCAGCCAGAGGACGAUCAGGCCUCUACUUCGACAGCCUCAGAAGGUGAAGAUAACAUUGAUGAAGAUAUGGAUGACGACAGACCAGUAAAUGCACUGUCAAAACGUCAGCAACCUAGUCUUCUGAAGAUGGUACCGUCAAGUGCAGCAGCCCACAGUCAUCAUUCCACUGUUCUGCCUCAACAUGUGUCCAUUCAGCAGAAACAAGCCCCUUCACCCCACCCACAGCCUCAGAUCUCCAACCAAGCACUGGUUCCAACACAGGCCAUGGUUCCAGCACAGACUCAUAUUGUGGCUGCUUCUACGGUGCAGUCAACAGUGAUAGCUCACACGGCCACUACUCAUGCGUCCGUCAUUCAGACUCUCAAUCAUGUCAUACCAGGGCCACAGACCAAGCACAUUGCUCAUAUUGCACCUUCCACGUCAAGCCCUGUACAGCUAACCACUGCUGCUCAGCCAAUCGGCCACAUCACUGUGCACCCAGCAACCAUUAAUCACAUGACCCAUCUGGGCCAGCAAUUACCCAUUUAUCCCCAACCAGUUGCAGUAAGUCAACCCAUGAUGAGCCACAUUGCUCACACCAUCUCUCACCCACAAGUUAAUGGAACCACAAACCUGGGUCAGCCUGCUGUCAUGACAAAGCCAACAGUGGGGGCCCAAGUGGUCCACCACCCCCAGUUAGUUGGGCAAACAGUUCUAAACCCUGUGACUAUGGUAACCAUGCCAUCAUUCCCUGUCAGCACUUUGAAGCUAGCCUAGAUACUCAAAUAAAUAAAGUAAGAAUUAAGUAAAUUAUCUGGCGGGCAACUUCUCCUGAAACUCCAUACAUUCCUACCAAGUCAUGUUCCAAGGAAGAGAAGCGCAGACAUUCUGUAAACAGGGUUUUAUCCCACACUUACUGGCUUUUGGAAAAAGGCUUAUUCCCAAAGCCCUGCCCUUUAACAAACAUUAAAGGGCCAAGUACGCUGGAAUUUUUAUGGUUCUUCAUUGUCUCAGUGGCAGCCAUUCAUGGUGACUUCAUAUUUUUCUCCUUUUUACUCAUAAUCAGUAAAUAUGAAAUGGGACAGUUAUUUCUUUUACCCAACUUAAACUUUUAAUUUUUUGUUAUUUUUUUUUUUAACAUGUUGCUUUGUAGAAUACAAAUUGAUGACCUCUUAAAAGAAAUAAGGCAUGAAGUGGGUAAUGUAUGCAUAGUGUUGUUGAACAUCUUCAUAACCGUAACAGCUGCAGGGAACAUUUACCAAUAAAAAGAAACAUUACCACCAUCCUUGUUGUGGUAGCAUAAGCAAACAGUGGAUGUAAGCAUGAUAACACAGAAACAUUAUUUAUUUGCUGCCACAAAAGCUGCAAAGAAUGUACAGGCUUUUGUGGUAGUAAGUGAAAUGUUGCAGAAAAAAAGUGGUCUGUGAUAUGGUUUGGUGGACCAGUGCAUUAUUCGUUUUAAGAGAAUGUUUUAUGGAAAGGAUGAACAUAUUGGCUCUUAUAAAAAUAAAACUUCUUUCAAUUGGGGAUAGUCAAACUGUGGCCUUCCAGCUGUUGUUUAAAUAAAACUCCGACAUUCUUUUGUGGGGGUGCUGGGAGUUCCAGCUCAGUAAGAGCUGGAGGGCUGAAGGUUGACCAUCUUUAUUUUACUCUGUGAGUAUUAAUUGCUGGAGCAUUUUUAAGAGGGUUUACAUGAAAUCCUUUUGCUCUAGUGGGUUUGGGCACAACUACUACAUGCAUGUUUUUGCCUAGUCUACAUUAUAUAUACAACCAUGAAUCCCCUCCUACAGUUCUGAAAGAUAUUAGAAGUUUCCUUCAAGCCUGGUUUCCUUACUUUGUCAUGGAACAUUAUUGUUAUAUUAAAAUCUUCAUAUGACUUCUUUAGAAAGAACAGUCCCAAACAUGUUUUGACUUUAUAAUACAUAAGUUGGCAGUAUUGCUUACUAUCCUUAAUUAAUUUAGGCCAUCCUAAAAUAUCAUGAUUCUUCCCCACCAGUGCCAGGGGUAUUUAUAGGCUUGGUUUAGGUGCAAAGUCUCAUGUACUGUGCUGCAUGUUUCCUUUAUCCCUCUUUCACCAUUAAAAUAAAAAAAUGAUAUAUAUUUUUUUAAAUAAUGCCUAGUCCUAUUCACACUGAAUAUGUUGUCAGUAUGGAGAAUCUAGAAAGAUCAGUUGUCAGCUAUAACAGGGUACCAGGGCAGGUCUGGGUUUUACAUAGGUCUGAGUGAUGGGUCUUGUACAGUGACAUUCAUGGAAACCCAUCAAUGCUUCUGGCUAGUGCUCCUCGCUUGCAACUGCCCUACUGUCGUAAUGUCAUUUAAAAGCAAGUGCCUGCUAUCAAUCCACUUAUUCCUUGAGCUGUAAGACACAGUUUAAUAUGUUAGGGUGCUGUGUAUUAAAUGGCACAACAGCUGUGAAAGGUUGUGUCAUGGGAUGGCAUCAGCUAGUGUCUAUAUGUUGGGAGGCCUGUGGUUACAAAGAGGAUUUGGAGCCCUUUAUACAAGGUCUUCACAUUAGGAUGAGUAUUACAAUAGAAUUUACAAAGAUAUGGGUAUGUUGUGGCUUAAGUGUUAUGUCUAUUUAUAGUAAAGCGAGGAGUGUUUAAUGUUAAUAAUUUGUGGGGAAAUGUAUAAAAAGGUGCAAAGUUUGCUACAGGUCUAGUCACUUAUAGCAACCAGCCAGCAAGUUGCAUUUACUAGGCACCUGUUGAAAAGCAAGGAUCUUAUUGGUUGCUAUGGGUUACUCCACCUGGGCAAACAUAUGCCUUUUAUUUCAUAUUGGGGUUAUCACUUAUCUCAUGUUCAUUAAAAACCAUCUUAAUGGGAAUUUGGAUCUAGCACCCAUGCCCAUAGAAAAAGGGAUUUUUAUACAUUUUGUGACACUAACUACAAGAUUCCAUCUUGCUUCAUCAUAUGUUACCAUUUGCCCAUGUGGGAACAUAUUUUUGUUAUAGUGGUAGAGUACACUGUUGUGAUUGGUUCAGCAUGGCUGAAAGGCACUGUACUGAGAUAAACAGACAUCUAUUCUCUUUGGAAUCACCAGACUAAAGUCUGUGAAGCCAGCAUAAAAUAUUGACUACAAGCACUGAAAAUUCCUCUUUUAAAGUGGAAGAAUUGUAUCCUAUUUUGACAUUUUUUGAAAAUCAUUAUUUAUUGUUUAUUUUAUCUGAUAACAAAAAAAGUUGAUCUUUUUUUCCUUUCAAUGCCUGAUUAUUUUUAUUCUUUAGAUUUUUUUAAAAAUGCAUUUUUUUUAUUAUUUCCAGCUCCUUAUAUAAUGGUCCCCUGUCCAAAACAUAUACAUUUUUCCACAUCUCCCCCAGGUAAGGAGUUAACUAAAACAAAUACCAAUUUAAGCCAAAAGCAUACCAGUACCUUCAUUAUGAGAUGCUAUUUUCUCUAAUCAAGAAGAGUCAUGGUAUCAUUUAGUUUUAGUUUAUUUCUGGUUUCUCACAACAUAUAGUAACUCAAGUUUGAAAAUUUUGUGUGCUCUAGAGCCAGCUGAAAUAGAUAGUCAUGUCCCUCUAUGAAGUAAAAAUGCCACCAGUGGUUUUCAUUUACAUGUCAUAUUGAUAUGGUUAGGAAUACACCAUAAUUGGGUGGAAUACUACAAAAGAUAUCACCAUUUAUGCACCAAAUUUGCUAACUAAAAUCUGAGCACAACCAAUUAUACUGCAUGAUCUGUGAAUGCAAAACUUUCCCUUUUAAGUUGUCCAGGAGUAAUUGUAUUUUAAUAUGAAAAAUUGAUGGGGCUUGACAUCUCUUCAUUUCAUAUUGUCAGGUCAGGAACCACUUGACAAAAAUAUCCGUCAGUGUCACAUAGUGGUCGGGCAGUGUGCUCAGAUUGUUGAAGAUAAAACUUAGUAAAGGGGAUUAGUGAAUAAGACAGAGCCAUCUGUUCAUUCAUCUACUAAAAAAAUACUAAGGGCAGUUUUCUAAUUUAUGAAUAUUAGGCUCCUGCUUAAUAGCCUUAUUGUAUGUUGUUUUGUAUUUGGUUAGUUUUGUUCCUAAUUACGAUCAGGUUGAGUUGUAGAUGCAUUAUAUCUACCAAAAAAGAAGUAGGAAAAUGACAAAAGAGCAUAACUAUCACUGCGUGACCCAACUAUUCCCUGAUAUCUAACAAAUAAUAUAGUUAAGUCAGUAAGGGAAAACAAACAGUUCCAUAAUUAUGAAAAAUUAUGAAAGUCAUCUCAAUUUGCAACCUAGGACUCUCCAUUAUAAUCCCCUGUGUUAGCGCUGGGCCAUAGUAAUUCAGUACACAAGCUGCUGUGUAUGCAUGUUAAAGUGGGGGGAUGGCAUUGGGCAUGGCAGCCAGGUUAGUACCCAAAUAAUGUUGCAUUAUCCCCCCCCAGGUGCGUCUUAGCUGGAAAUGUCAUUGCUUAGAAUAUCUAAUUUUUUUCUUUGCUUUUGGAGUGUCCACCAUUCAUAUAGCUAAUAAUCAGAGCUUUGCAUCCAUCUGGAAUGAAUCUGUGGGUUAAUGUGUACAUCCUUUCUGUGUCAUUUAACAUCCACUUGACCGGUGUUCAAACUAGUAUGCAAUAAUGCAAUUCACAUUUCAGUUCCACUUGUGUGUUAAUCAUCAAGUCACUUCUUAGCUUCAGAUUAGAAAUUUUACAUUUAACGCCAAAAAAAAAAAAAAUUAGUUUAUUUUUUCAUUGAAAAAACAUAACUAGAUAUUAUCCAUUUACAUAUAUGUGUAUAUACAUAUGUAUGUAAAAUAUAGGCUAUUUAUUUAUAGGUAUAAAUAUAUUUUGUUAAACAUUCCUGUGCAUCAUUGUUACAGAAUACAAUCACUGUGAUUUUGUUCUAAUGAUAUUCAAGAAACAUUACUGUCAAUAAAAUUGGUGGGCGCCAGGGUAAUCACUGCUAUGAAUUUUACCAACGAUUCAGUUUCCACUGUCUGUACAAAAAGAUUAUUGUGCUUACUUUAAAAAGAAAAAAAAAGAAAAAAUAAUGAACACUUUAUUUAUUUAACAAGCUUUCCAUUUAUUUUGACUUUUUUUUAUUUUUGUUUGCUUUCCGCCAUUUCUUAUUGUCACAUUUUAUCAUCUGUUUCUGUCUAAAGUCCAUUAUUAACAGCUGGUUAGAAAUGAAUUAUUAAAGUGAGAUUCUAAGUGG
Xenopus tropicalis (tropical clawed frog) is the source of this 6342-nucleotide messenger RNA. It is a transcript of the gene mnt, whose product is annotated as MAX network transcriptional repressor. The transcript is spliced from 6 exons. The record is from RefSeq and is a predicted model, not a curated record. Gene Ontology annotation, biological process: regulation of DNA-templated transcription. The coding region runs from base 283 to 2007 and encodes 574 amino acids. Gene Ontology annotation, molecular function: DNA-binding transcription factor activity; protein dimerization activity; DNA binding. Gene Ontology annotation, cellular component: nucleus. Lineage: Eukaryota; Metazoa; Chordata; Amphibia; Anura; Pipidae.